AUGUCGGUCUCACCUUUCCUGCCUGGAAACAGCAUCUGGUCUAACAAUGCCUCUCAGAACGGGAUCGGCGCAUCCGGUGCGGAUCAACAGAGCGGCCUUGGUGCAGGCACGCCGCUAAACACCGCAUUGGAACGCGGCGAAUCCUCGCGUGUCGGAACUCAUCCGUUGCCCAACAAGCCUGGCGCACCUGCUCGCUCCAACUCUGCCAUCUCUGCCAGGAGCAGUGCAAAUAUAGCCGUGGAUGAUUCCGUUAGAUCUGUUGACUCUGCUAUGACUAAUGCGGUACCUCGGGCUGGGGUUAUAGGCGGCACUCGGACCAGCGCUGUCUCCAGCAGUCAUGGCCAGAAGCAAGCGGAGGUCAGCCGAUCCAACAGUUUCGCCGCUUCGACGCAAAGCUUCCGUUCAGCCAACUCGCGUUCGCCUUUGCCAGGAUCUAUGCAUGCGCAGGUUGGCCUCUCAGUACCUGUCCGAUCGCCGUCUCUCCAUGAAAACGGGGCCGGUUCGCACGAUCGAAACAAUACCAGUGGCGAAUCAGAGUUUGGCACUCCGAGACUCUUCCUCGAUGCGCAGCACACUUUCGACCAGGACGAUCAGGUGGCAGCUCUGUCCUUUGGCCGGUCUCCCUCUACGCUCAGCCACGAUGUAUCAAGCUCCAAUUUUGGCAGACCUCGGCCAAGCUCUUGGGUGCAUCCUUCUAGCCGCGACGUUUCCGCCUCUGCCUCGGCAAGACCAGUCAGCAGCCAAGGCAACCAUGUUUCCGUUUCCCCUUUGGCUUCGCACAGUAUCGACACUGAUGCUGCCUUUGGAGGUCUCGACCUCGCGUCAAAACGCCCAUCCUCGGCUCAAUUCAACCACGGGCCCGUGGACCCGUCUCUCAAGUCGGCAUUUGACAACCAGCUGGGGCACACAAGUUAUCAUAUCUCUCCUAGCUUGAAUUCAGGCUCGUUGGGACGGAGCGGCCGUUCGGACAUAGCAUUAGCAGCAGCAACAGCAGCAGCUGGUCGUAUGACUCCAACAUUGGCGGUUCCAUCCUAUAUGAAUCUGUCCGGUGGCUUACUCUCGCCUACAGCAGCGACGAUCGGAAACGGUGGUCCUUCCAUCGCCCAUUCGCCCGUCGGAAGCCCGCUUAGCGGCUCGGGCUUUCCGAACCAGCCGCCUCUUCGCUCCGUUUCUGCAGGCUACAUCUUGGACAAGCCUACAGGCCCUUUUGAAGAGGCCACAGUCGAGUCAGCCGUAAUCAAAGACAUGCUCGAACGUCUGACGCGAGUAGAGAGUGGCAUGAAGGACUUCUCACGCCAGAUCUCGGGCAUUUCUCGAAAUGUUUCGCUCCUGCUCGAGCGUACCAAAGCACUCCCUCCAUCAAGUCUCUCCAACAGCGGAGCAAACCUCACGCAGGGCGCAGCGGCAGCGGGAGGCUACACAACCGAGGAAAUGCGCUCGCUCAACGCCCAAGUUAGUGCUCUGGCCAACAGCGUCUCUCACCUGCUGACACUACAGAGUAACGGUCUAGGCAGCGCUGUACCCCCUUCGACACCUUCGCUUACAGGUUUGGGCCUUGGAUCGACGGGCGGAAUGCUAGGAACGCCCCAAUUGGGAGGUCCAGGCGCUCUCGAGCGCGCUGCUUCGCCUCGUGUUGGCAGCAAUCCCAACGGAUCAUUCAAUACAGGCCCCAAUGGGUCGUUUGCGUCCUUGAACACGCUCAGUCCACGUCCCUCAGGUAACAAUCGAGGCUGGAGCGGACCCAACGUUCGGGGACAAGACCACGGCGCGGAUCGACGUUGGAACUCAUCCGGCCAGAGCGGUAACGCCCGCGGCCAAGGUCCUAGUCAAGCCGGCAGUACAACUGGAGCAGGUCCAAACCUCGACGAGGCCGCACCUGGCACAACCAACGCAGCUCAGGCUGGCACUGGUAUGAUCCAACCCAACGCGGUUGUGUCCAAGUGGGAGCAUCUCAAUCUGCAUCCUGACUUGCUGCGCUCCAUUCUCAAGUAUGGCCUCGGACCGCCAAACAAGAUCCAGCAACGCGCCUUGCCCUUCCUUCUGCGGGGAAGCGAUAUCAUCGCCCAAGCUCCGCCCACACAGGAAAGGAUCGCAUCGUAUGUCAUUCCUUCGUUGCAACUGGUUCUCAACGUCCUCAACGAAACUGGCGGCCCCGGACAGACUGCGUCCAACCGUGGUCCGAUUGCACUGAUCGUGUCGACCACCGUUGAUCAGGCAACCCAGGCGCAGCGCAUGGCUUUGGGUCUUGGCGCCCCUCUUGGCAUCCGUGUGCACAUGGUCGCGGCCAGCUGCACUGACGUUCACCACGAGGCCCAAUCGCUCGUUCAGGCAUGGCCACACGUUGUAGUUGGCACCCCGCAGAAAAUGAGCGAGCUGUUCACUUACAUGACCAACAACGCUUCCUCUCUGCAUGUCCACGGCAAAGGGCCAGGAAGCGCUACAAUCAAGCCAAACGAGGCACGAAUCGUGGUUUUGGACGAGGUAGAUCAGCUCAUUGCUCGAAACCUAGCUGAUCACGUUAGCACAAUGCUUCGAGUACUGCCUUUGCCAACUGUGAGUGCAAAUACGGCCAGAGAUGCUGGAGGCCUCAGCCCAGGGUUGCCUCAAGGUAGCGGCAACACAAUCUUUGCGCCGUUCGAAAAGCCGAACGAGAACCUGGGAAGCUCUACAAGCGCAGCAGCCACAAUCGAUCGACAGGUCGCACUCUUUUCGAACACCGUGCCCCAGGAUGUGCUAAACUUUGCACAGUCGAUUCAUCUUCGCGAAUCGGUGCGCGUGCUUGUUCGUCGUGAUGGUGCAGGCACGGCUGGUGGCGGCACUACUAUGCAGUCGGGUCCAGGCGGCUCAUUCACCAAGGGAGGACCUCAUGGCCUAGGCUCAGCCAUGCAGACCAUGAGCUCUCAGCGCGACGUUUCGCAGCCCACCAAUGCUCUUGGUGCGCAUCCAGUCAACUCGAGCAUCAGCACAGCCAAGGAUCCCAUGAUGUCCGCGUUGAAGGGUCUGCGACAGUACUAUCUCUAUGUAGCUGUGACCUCGAACGGCGGCAUGGGUACAGCAAGCCCGAUCCCGGGUCUUUCUCACAAUCCUGCCGGGGAGAUGAAGCUCGACCUGAUCUCGGAUCUGCUCGAAGACAUUGACUUUGGCCAGACAGUCAUCUACUGCGCCAACAUUGCAACGCAAGAAGCGCUCAUCUACAAGCUCUCAUCCAAAGGCAUUGAAGCGCUGGGUCUGAACCGCGACAUGAACUCGUACACGCGUCAACAGACGCUGGCAAGAUUCCGGUCGCCCACUUCACAGUUUGGGACCAACUACAAUGUCGCCAGCAGCGCUACAUUUGCCACGCCGGGAGGGUACGGCGGCAACAACACAAACAGUCGUCCAUGCAAGGCGCUUGUGGUGUGCGAGCUAGCCGUCAACCCCAAAGAAGUGCAUCAGAUUCCGCUCGUUGUGUUCUACGACAUGCCUCGCUCUGUCGAGGAGUACAAGGACAAGAUCAGUUGCGCUGCCGCUGGGGGUAUGGCAAGGCCUAGCGUGUGUGUGAAUGUCGUCACCGCCUCAGGUGGGCCUAGAGGCGAUGUCGAGAUGCUUAGGACACUCGAGUGCCAUCUUGGGUGUAAGAUGGCGGAGCUGCCUAUGGAUCCGAAGCAGAUCCUCAACUUUUGA
Molecule: messenger RNA, 3663 nt
Organism: Mycosarcoma maydis (corn smut)
Lineage: Eukaryota; Fungi; Basidiomycota; Ustilaginomycetes; Ustilaginales
Exons: 1
Coding region: 1-3663 (1220 amino acids)
Molecular function (GO): RNA helicase activity; RNA binding; ATP binding
Source: RefSeq, a predicted model, not a curated record